GUUUUGGCUCUACAUUUGGAAGUUUGAAAGUUCGAAACUCUUUUUACCCAAAAAAAAAAAAAAAGUUUCUCAUCCACUCCCCCCGCUAAACCCUAAAUACUUCGCCGGUGAUGAGACCAAGAGGCGGAGCAACACGAGCUUCGGCAACUGAUCGGGAAUCCCUCCGCCCACCGUCAACACCUCAAUUCGGCGGCGGAGGUGUUCGCCGCGAUUCCGAUGCCAGUGUCUGCAGCGGCCGACCUUCAUCUUCCUCCUUCGGUCUCGCCGCCACCGGCAGACCACCCAAUGACAAACAAGCAAUGCUGCGAUCCAUCAACGCUUACCUCACUUCUCACGGCGUCUCACUUUCUCUCUCCUUCAAACCGCUGCCCUCCGCUAAAGACGUCACCGAAGUGUUGCGGUUUCUCCUCUCUCGCUUCGAGUUCCCCUGCAACAAGAAGAGCCUUGAUGAUGAUCUAUUUCUGCUCCUGAAAUAUCUGAGUUGCCCUUAUAAGAUAAACAAGUCUGCGCUUCGUGCCCCUGCUGCUCCUCACGCGUUUCCACAGAUGCUUGCUGUUAUUCAUUGGCUUGUUCAGCUUGCUUAUUAUGCUGAUCAUAUCGCUUCCGAUGAGAACACCGGCAGGUUUUCAUUUAUGAAGAAUACUCUCAUGGCUUAUUCUGUGAAUAGUUACUUGCCAUAUAUGAGGGGUGAUGAUGAGACUGUUAAGUUAUUGGAUAAUGAAUUUACGGAGAAAAUGGAUAGGCAGAAGGAGUUGUUGGCGGGUAAUUUGAUGUCGUUGGAUGAGGAAGCGCAGAAGUUAGAGUCAGAGCUGGAAGAGUUGAAAUCCAAACCUUCUGAGAGGGAGAAGUACGAGAGUCAGAGCAAGGAUCUUGAAGGUGACUUGAGGAAGUUUGAAGAGUUUAUUGCGAGUGUUCGGGAUGGAAAUUUCAACCUCCAGAAGAAGUUGGAGGAGAAGGAGAAGGAGUUGGCUGCUAAGGAUGAGGAGAUCAAGCGAACCCGAGAUGAGAAUAAGGAGCUUCAAAAGAAGGUUGAUGCCCAAAGGUUUAACUUAAGGGAUGCUGAGAGGAUGAAAAGGGAGCUGCAGGCUGUGGAGAGGGAGAUUAAUGAGGCCGAGGCCAGCAGAAGCUCUUGGGAAGAGAAGUCUUGGGAUCUCCAUGCAGCCAUUACGCAAAAGCUCAAGGAACUUGACGCCCUUUCCGUUGAAUUCAACCAGGCUUUAAGAAGACUAAGGCCUGCAAUCACUAAGCUCGGAGGUGAUUUUCAGUAUGUAAUAAAUCCUAAUGGGUCCACUCCUGCUGAAGUAUUGGGCAUAAACUAUAAAUCUACACUUAAGCCUGCAAUCAUCACAUAUGCUGACGAGAUUAAGAAAAGUGCUACCACAAAGUUGGAAGAGUUUAUUUCCCUACAACAACGAUCUAAAGAAUUGACUACCAGGAUUGAAGCAAAGAGACAACGUCUUGCAGCACUCCAGUUGCAUAUUGAUGAGAGGGAACGAGAGUUUGAAGUAAUGAGGAAUAAAAUCGAGGAAUACACAUCCUGGUGUGCAAGUGAAGUUGAGAGGAUUAAAGGAGCGAUAGAGGCAAAGGAGCAAAAUCUUGAUAUCAUGGAACAAGAAGCAACUGACACCUUGAAGGCUGCCGAACUGAAGCUCCAGGAGGAAACAAGGGAAAGUGAGAAAGAAACGCAACACUGUGCAUAUGAGCUAUUUGCGUUGAUUGAUUUGAUUUCCAAGUGCAAGGAGUACACGGGAAAGCAAAUUUUGGACAUGAAAAAGGAUCUCAUUGAAACUAGAAAGUUUAUAUCUAAUGUUUAUAAGAAGACUUUGCUUACCGGCUUCAACGUUGAUGCUUGAGCCAAACUAUAGAGUGCUGGUGUUACUUGAUUGCAUCUUCAGGGAGCUUCUGAAUAUUAAUUAGUUGUAACAUCUGUAAAUUAGUCUCUUAUUUUUAAGACUAGAUUUUAACCCGUGCGAUGCACGGAUUCUAUUAAAUUGUUAUUUUUAAAUAAAACUCAUAUGUAUAUACCAAUUUUAUAUUAUUUGUGUUAGAUUAGAUUAGUUUUUUAUUUUGCAUUGAAUUUCAUUUUAGAUUUUUUUUAUAUAAUUAUGAGUAUUUGUUUUUGGA
Molecule: messenger RNA, 2124 nt
Organism: Spinacia oleracea (spinach)
Lineage: Eukaryota; Viridiplantae; Streptophyta; Magnoliopsida; Caryophyllales; Amaranthaceae
Product: kinetochore protein NDC80 homolog
Exons: 5
Coding region: 111-1853 (580 amino acids)
Source: RefSeq, a predicted model, not a curated record